AUGACUGGUUCAUCGCCACCAUCCUCUACUUCCUCGUCGCCCUUUGUGGAUAUCCUUGACCAUGCCGCCUCAUUCCUCCGGGCCCUCAUUCGCCAUGCACUCGCACCCAGGGCUGCUCUGCACCACGAAGUGCCUUUCCCCCGUGGUCUCUCUCGUCGACUUAUCGACGACUGCUUCCAUGCGGCAUCCGUUAUAUUGGAAGCGUUCGAAAGGCGUUACCGCAUGAAGUGGAAGUUGCAGGAUUACGAGGCACAGCUGGGGGUGAAGCAGUCGGGAAGGAAUGAACUCCUUGAAGCUAGGCUCGCCGAAAUGUUUCCAUCGCUCUGGUCGCAGGGAAAGGACGGAUACCCCGUAGAGCAUCGCCCAGCUGUCGUACUCGAUAACGAUGGAGUCAUUCUGAUGGUUUACGCGCCAGGCGUCCUCAGGAAAGAUCGACAAGUCAUCAUCACCUCUGCCGUGGAGGAAUUGGGCAAGGCCAGCCCACCGACUGUUAAACUGAAAUCACAGACUUGGCGCACGGACACCGGGACUUUCAAGAACCCCGAGCUGUGCGAGAUUCCACCUGGUGUUGCGUGUUUCGCCCCAGCAUGGUGGGCUGUGGGCCACGAGAAAUCAUCGCUCCCCGGCCCAUCCACGCCCUUAAAAUCCAAAUCGGGGAUCAAGUUUGUCGACGAGAUGGAGGAAUCGUUGGCACUGGUUGGAGCCAUUCUCUCGGUGGUUCACCCCGAACUCUAUGAGAUCGGCUGCCAUGUUAUGAAUGAAAUGCGCGUGGCAGACGAGUCCCAAGUCAAGUAUCCCGAACAAGUCCACCGAGUUUUGAAAACAUGGGCUUCACCUUUUACCGCACUCUCUCUGAUCAUCAACCGCGAAACCAUUCAACACCGAGACACUAGCGGCCCACGAUAUGGGAUGGAUAUUCUCGUAACCGGAGGGAGGUAUGAAAAUGGAAGGUUUGAAACCCCCGGGUUGGGCCUGAGGUGGGCUUAUGACCCCGGAACCUUGGUUGCGCUAUUGGGGAAGAUCCUUCUUCAUGGUGUUGCACCAGUGAAUGGGGAGCGGUGGUGUCUUGCUCAUUUCUGGCGGGAACGCCUGGUUACUAACUCCAAUCGUUCAAUGCCAGCGCCACCGAUCCUCUCCCAGCUGCUGUCUCAACUGAAAACCCCGGAAGAGAGUGAGGAACUCGGUGCAUUUACGUGA
Molecule: messenger RNA, 1197 nt
Organism: Coprinopsis cinerea okayama7#130
Lineage: Eukaryota; Fungi; Basidiomycota; Agaricomycetes; Agaricales; Psathyrellaceae
Exons: 4
Coding region: 1-1197 (398 amino acids)
Source: RefSeq, a predicted model, not a curated record